This is a messenger RNA of Drosophila grimshawi, 2119 nucleotides long. RefSeq names its product maltase A3. The record is from RefSeq and is a predicted model, not a curated record. The coding region runs from base 91 to 1995 and encodes 634 amino acids. Gene Ontology annotation, biological process: carbohydrate metabolic process. The transcript is spliced from 6 exons. Lineage: Eukaryota; Metazoa; Arthropoda; Insecta; Diptera; Drosophilidae.
CAGUCAUCUCUGCUUGCUUGUCACGUUCAGAUCCAGCAGCGACGGUAUACACAAUAAUAAAGCUGAGGAAAAAAGUGGAAAGAGGAGAAAAUGGUGAACCGCAUGGGCGUUUUGCUAGUGUGGUUGAUGCUGCAGUUCAUUGGACCGACAUUGAGUCAGCCAUUUCCCAACUAUCAUGCAGACUUUGUGGACAUCGAUCACGAUGAUAAUCAGCCCAAGUGGUGGCAAGCUGGCGCCUUCUAUCAAAUCUAUCCAAGGUCAUUCAAAGAUAGCAAUAGUGAUGGCGUGGGCGACUUGAAUGGCAUUGCGGACAGCCUGCCUUAUCUGAAGGAAUUGGGUAUUUCGGCCACUUGGCUCUCGCCCAUUUUCACAUCACCGAUGGCGGAUUUUGGCUACGAUAUUGCCAACUUCACGGAGAUAGCGCCAAUCUUUGGCACCAUGUCCGAUUUUGAGCGACUGAUGAAGAUCGCCAAGAAAUUGGAUAUGAAGAUCAUAUUGGACUUUGUGCCCAAUCACUCGAGCGAUGAAUGCGACUGGUUCAAGCGAUCGGCGGCUGGUGAGGAGGACUACAAGGACUUCUAUGUGUGGCAUCCCGGGCGAAUGGUGAACGGUACUCGCUACCCGCCCAGCAAUUGGGUGAGCGUCUUUCGCGGUUCCGCCUGGCAAUGGCACGAGACCCGAAAGGAAUAUUAUCUGCAUCAGUUUCUGAAGAAGCAACCGGAUCUCAACUAUCGCAACCCCAAAGUGCGAGACACAAUGAAGAAUGUUUUGCGCUUUUGGUUGUCCAAGGGUGUGGCUGGAUUUCGCAUCGAUGCUGUGCCGAGUCUGUUCGAGAUAGCGCCCGAUGCUGAGGGUCAGUAUCGCGAUGAACCGCGCAACGAUUGGGUCAACGAUCCCGAUGAUUAUGGCUAUCUACAGCACAUUUACACUGUUGACCAGCCGGAGACAAUAGCGAUGGUGUACGAGUGGCGUGCCGUACUCGAUGAGUUCCACGAUGGCGCUGAACGCAUUUUACUGGCCGAGAGCUAUUCACCCAUCGAUAUUGAGAUGCAGUAUUACGGCAAUGCAACCGUGGAUGGUGCUCAGCUGCCGUUCAACUUUCUGCUGAUAACCGAAAUCUCAAACAAGUCGAAUGCGGAGGAUUAUGCUCGAACCAUUAACAAAUGGCUGCAGCACAUGCCAGAGGGUCGCACUGCCAACUGGGUGCUGGGCAAUCACGAUCAGUCGCGUGUGGGUUCGCGCCUGGGCUCCGAUCGCGUCGACAUGUUGAAUAUGCUGAUAACAACAUUGCCGGGUGCCAGUGUGACCUACCAAGGUGAAGAGCUGGGCAUGACAGAUGUGUGGAUAUCGUGGAAGGACACACAGGAUCCCUCGGCCUGCAAUACCAAUGCCAGCAUCUAUGAGCGAUUCUCACGCGAUCCCGAACGCACACCCUUCCAGUGGAGUGCCAGCAGUGAUGCAGGAUUCAGCAAUGCCAGCAAAACUUGGCUACCAAUUGCCCCGGAUUACAAGCUGGUCAACGUAGACCAGGAACGCCAGCAGCCCCAGAGUCACCUUAAUAUCUACAAGCAGCUGAUGCAGCUGAAAAAACAAACGAAAACGCUGCAACUGGGCAAAACGGAAGUGAAGGCCUUGUGUGGUGCUGUACUCGGUGUUAAGCGCUAUCUUCAGCAUGACUUCAUCUAUUUGACACUGAUGAAUAUCUUCGAUGACGUGGAGACAGUCAAUCUCAAGCAGAGCUUUAGUGACUUGCCAGCCCAAAUGAAAGUGGUGCUCGUAGCAGGCAACUCCAAAUUGAAAGUGGGUGAUCUCAUCGAUACCAGCUCAUUGCAAUUGCUUCCCAAGGAGUCGCUGAUUGUGAGAAGCACAACUACUUAUUACACUUACUAUACGAAUGGAGAGCUUCGCCAGCUGCCCGUUUUUGGUAUUUAUUUGCUAUUGGCUCAAGUAGCGCUCUAUCUGAGCUAUCGUCGAGCUCUUCUCACACUUAAUUGAUAGCGGGUACUCAUUUGUUUUAUUUAAUUAAUAUACUUAGAACGCUUAACCAAAUAAAUACUUAUAUACAAGCAAUGCACUCAAUGCUUAUCACUCUGUGUAUUUCGUAUAUAAGCCGCUUUCA